Molecule: messenger RNA, 933 nt
Organism: Pochonia chlamydosporia 170
Lineage: Eukaryota; Fungi; Ascomycota; Sordariomycetes; Hypocreales; Clavicipitaceae
Product: eukaryotic protein
Exons: 1
Coding region: 1-933 (310 amino acids)
Biological process (GO): rRNA base methylation
Cellular component (GO): cytoplasm
Molecular function (GO): rRNA (uridine-N3-)-methyltransferase activity
Source: RefSeq, a predicted model, not a curated record
AUGGCCAAUUCCAAGCGCCGCAAACUCGAACGCCAACACCCCAAAGCGCAAAAAGCAAAACCACAAGCGAAACCACAGACGCCGAAAAAGCAACCCACCAAGAAGCGCCAGCAACAGCAAGACGAACCUGUGAUUCCAUUCGACCCGACUGAUAAGAUCCUGCUCAUUGGUGAAGGGGACCUGAGCUUUGCGGCAUCUAUAAUAAAGCAUCAUGGGUGUGUGGACGUGACGGCUACGGUGCUGGAGAAAGACCACGCCGAGUUGCUGGUCAAGUAUCCGUCUGUGGAUGACAAUAUAUCAAUUAUACAAGGCGAGAGCAGCAAACCUACGAAGAAUGAUACCACGGAAGCAAGCAAUCCCACAGAAAACGACGAUGCGGAAAAUGACGAAAACGAACAAUGUGAUAAUGAAUCCGACAGCGAGCCAGCCUCACCAACCAUCACCACCAACAAACUCCUGUACAACAUCGACGCAACCAAGCUCCCCUCGUCACUCACCCGCCCCAUCCACAACACAAUCCUCUUCAACUUCCCCCAUGUCGGCGGCAAAUCCACCGACAUAAACCGCCAAGUCCGGUACAACCAAGAACUCCUCGUUUCCUUCUUCCGCCUUGCGCCGCGCGCCCUCGCCGCAAGAGGCAGCAUCGUCGUCACCCUCUUUGAGGGCGAACCCUACACACUCUGGAAUAUUCGGGACCUCGCUCGCCACGCAGGACUACAAGUGGAGCGGAGUUUUCGGUUCCAGAGUUCCGCGUAUCCGGGGUACAGGCACGCGCGGACGCUGGGCGUCGUGAGGAAUAAGAAGGGCGAGGUGGGUGGUGGGUGGAAGGGGGAGGAGAGGAGCGCGCGGAGUUAUGUGUUUAGGCGGAAGGGGGAGAUUGUUGAGCAGAAGAAGAGGAGGAGGGAGGAUGAUUCGUCUGAUGGGGAGGACUGA